Hemibagrus wyckioides is the source of this 458-nucleotide messenger RNA. Its product is annotated as regakine-1-like. The transcript has 3 exons. The coding region runs from base 97 to 354 and encodes 85 amino acids. Gene Ontology annotation, cellular component: extracellular region. NCBI's taxonomy places the organism in Eukaryota, Metazoa, Chordata, Actinopteri, Siluriformes, Bagridae. Gene Ontology annotation, molecular function: chemokine activity. The record is from RefSeq and is a predicted model, not a curated record. Gene Ontology annotation, biological process: immune response.
AGGCGUGUCCAGAUCUGCCUUUAGGUAAACAAUUCUAUAAAAUGAGUCAGUAAAACUCGAGAGAAGUUAUCAGAGCUUCACACACCUGCUGAGAACAUGAAGAUGAGUCGUGUGUUUCUGGUCCUGGGCUUCGUCCUGAUCAUGGCGCUCUACUCAGACGCUCAGCCUCGGGCCCCAAACCCUGAGGACUGCUGUUUCAACUUCUUCAAUCACAAAAUUCCUUCUAAAGAAAUCCUGAAUGUUAAAAAGACAGGACCACACUGUCCCCACCAAGGCCUUAUUGUUACUACUCGUAAAUUCCCUGGUCUGUGUGUUCAUGAAAUCAGCAUCAAUGGACAAGGACAAGCAUCUUAAUGCUGCAACUGAGAUGCAACACACACACACACGCACACACACACACACACACACACACACACUUCAUAAAGUUUAAGCUUCAACCAUUUAUUCAACAUUUAUAU